GCGGCGGCGUCAGCAUCGGGCGCGGCCAAUGGCUGCGGCUCGGUCCCGCCCCGCAGGCCGGGCCGGGGCAGGAAGCGGCCGGGGCACGGCUGCGGGCCGCUCGGGCAGGGUCGCUGAGGCCGGGGGCCGCCAUGCGGCGCCUUUAAGAGCAGCCCCGAGCCUGCGCGGCGCCCCUCCGCCUCUCCGCCGCGCUCCGGCCGCCAUGGGCUCGCCGCGCCCGCGGGCCCCCGCGCUGCUGCUGGCGGCGGCGCUGCUGCUGCUGGCGGCCCCGGCCGGGCUGCGCGCCGCGCCCGAGGAGGAGGCCGCCCGCAAGAAGGAGCCUGCGCCAGCGCCGCCGGCCGCGCACGGAGCCGAGCCGCGGGCCGAGAAGGGCUCCUCUCAGGUGGCUCCAGUUCACGUUGUCAGUGAAGAGUCUGCCGACAAGACCAAUUUGGGCUUUAUCCAUGCGUUCGUGGCUGCUAUUUCGGUCAUCAUCGUGUCCGAGCUGGGGGACAAAACCUUCUUCAUCGCGGCCAUCAUGGCCAUGCGCUACAACCGCCUGACCGUGCUGGCUGGGGCCAUGCUCGCCCUCGGACUGAUGACCUGCCUAUCAGUGCUGUUUGGCUAUGCCACCACGGUGAUCCCUCGUGUCUACACAUACUAUGUGUCAACAGCUCUCUUUGCCAUCUUUGGCGUCAGAAUGCUUCGAGAAGGCUUGAAAAUGAGCCCAGAUGAGGGGCAGGAGGAGCUGGAGGAAGUUCAAGCAGAAAUCAAGAAAAAGGAUGAGGAGCUUCAGAGAACUAAACUGUUAAAUGGGCCAGGAGAUGUGGAGUCGGGGCCAGGCACCACAGUACCUCAGAAGAAGUGGCUGCAUUUCAUAUCCCCCAUCUUUGUUCAAGCCUUUACUUUGACGUUCCUAGCGGAGUGGGGCGACCGCUCCCAGCUCACCACCAUAGUGCUGGCUGCCAGAGAGGACCCCUAUGGCGUGGCAGUAGGAGGCACAGUGGGACACUGCCUGUGCACUGGCUUAGCAGUGAUUGGAGGGAGGAUGAUAGCACAAAAGAUUUCUGUUAGGACUGUGACAAUCAUAGGAGGCAUUGUCUUCCUGGCCUUUGCAUUUUCUGCACUAUUUAUAAGUCCAGACUCUGGGUUUUAACCUCUUCCAUCACUGCAAAAGAACCGAGGAUCGGAAGCCUCCAGCCAGCUGUCCCUCUUGUAUAUACUGUACAGAAGUGGAGUGAAAGGAGCACUGAAGAGGAGACACUGAACUGUUUCUAGCUGUGGCUGCUGGGACUGGCACAUCUCUGGACAUCCUCUGCACUGGAGAGCUGCUCCUGGCCUGGUUUGGUGCUCCUUUGGUGCCUGCUGCCCUGGUGGGACCUGCGUGGCAGUGUCGCUCGCAGCACCUGGCCCAGCUGAGCUGUGAGGGGCUGCUCUCCUGAGCACUGGGGGCUCCCCUUCCCCUGCUCUGUUACACGUGGCCACCUCUCCUCCUCCCUCAGAGGCUGACUCUGAAGGCUUCUCCCAGCAGGCACUGCCUUCUUCCACGUUGCUCAGCAGAAGGUGUUGAAGCUGCUGGCUUUUGCCUCCGAGGACUUCAUUCCCAGGGUGUGCCUGAGGCUGGAUCAUCUUAAGCUACGCAAGCAGCCUGGGAGCAGCUCCUGCACCACUGAGGGGCUGAGCCAGCUACAGGUUUAGCAGCUGAGCUGGGAGGGCAAACUUUGAAUCAGGGAUUUUUAUCAGCAGCUGGAUGUGUGGUGAUUUACCAACCCACCCUGCUCAGUAUGCAGUGUCUGGAGCUGAGAUCACUCCACCUUCAGUAUGGUCCAACCUAACCAUGCCCUUUCUGUUCCCAGAUGAUGGGAAUUCUUAGCUUCAGCUGUGUUCCUGGGGUUCUUCUUUUUUAGGAGUAGAGAUGUAAUCUGGGAGAGUAUCAAUAAAACUCUGUCUCCAUUUGGGCUA
Messenger RNA from Pogoniulus pusillus (Red-fronted tinkerbird), 1941 nucleotides. It is a transcript of the gene TMEM165, whose product is annotated as transmembrane protein 165. The record is from RefSeq and is a predicted model, not a curated record. Gene Ontology annotation, cellular component: Golgi apparatus. The transcript is spliced from 6 exons. Bases 29 to 1135 code for a protein of 368 amino acids. NCBI's taxonomy places the organism in Eukaryota, Metazoa, Chordata, Aves, Piciformes, Lybiidae. Gene Ontology annotation, biological process: Golgi calcium ion homeostasis; manganese ion transmembrane transport; calcium ion transmembrane transport. Gene Ontology annotation, molecular function: manganese ion transmembrane transporter activity; calcium ion transmembrane transporter activity.